Messenger RNA from Archocentrus centrarchus (flier cichlid), 6155 nucleotides. RefSeq names its product NLR family CARD domain-containing protein 3-like. The record is from RefSeq and is a predicted model, not a curated record. Bases 2581 to 6039 code for a protein of 1152 amino acids. Lineage: Eukaryota; Metazoa; Chordata; Actinopteri; Cichliformes; Cichlidae. The transcript has 11 exons. Gene Ontology annotation, molecular function: protein binding.
CCCCCCCCUUCAGUACCAGGGGGGUCCAUUAAAAUCUUUUUUUAUGCUUUAAUCAUAGAUAAAAAUAGGUGAGGACCACGUAGAAUAAAAUCCAUCAUUGUUGAUUUUAUCUCCGGCAGCUUUGGCUGUUUUCCACACCUGCUGCGCUGCACUCACAGCUUGUUCCUGUCUAAUAUCAUCAAUAGAGUCAUUUUGUGAAUCUAUGAUGGACUAUUUUAGCGAAUUCAAUGACGCCUUUGAACUGAUCUGCCAGACCUGAGGCUAUAUCGCUGCAGACCACAGAGUGGUGCAGUGGUGUACAAGUGGCCGAGAGGCUCACACGCGUUUGGGCAUCCCUGAUAUAAAGAUAUCUACGCAGCACUAGGAGAGCAUACAUUUUAAUCUCCUGCACUGCUACACACUCACAGUGCACAAAAAAUGUAUUUAAGGGCUAAAAAAGUGGAUUUUGCAUGAUAUGUCUCCUUUGAGGUACCAAGGUGCUAGGCUCCAUUAGUCACACAUGAGGUCCAGGUUAGAGUAAAAUCAAAUAAAGGCAAUGGACACUCUUAAAUUGGAACAGCCCAAGUCUAGUGCAAACUGAAGGUGUGUGCUCGCUUGAGAACUGCAUCUGAAAGUGGGAUCUCUUAAGUUCUGUUUCCAAAAACCUAAUGAUUGAGAGCUUAUGAAUCUAAUAGAUCAGUUUUGGAAAUUCGGUGCUUGAUGACUGCUUGCUAGUGCUAAUGGCUGCACCCGCUUGCAAACUAGUGACGGCUAUCCAUUCAGAUUGCUAACUGCUAAAAUUCUCAGCCUGGCACAACACUGGGCAAUCAACCUCUAGCUAGAACCCUGUUCACAUUACAGUCUCCUUCACUAACAUUUUUCCUUUGCUUUUCCUCACUUCCAGUUUGAAGUACUCUACUCAGUGGCAUAAUGUGGUCAAACUUAUAUCAAAUAUAUUGAUAUUUCUUAAAAACUCGAUAUAUCGCCUAGCCCUAUUUUGAAGCAAAUAUCUGCUGUGAGGGUUUGAUUUCUUUGUUGUUCUGAUACUAAACUGAAUAUUUUCAGACUGAUGAUGCUGCAUUAAGCUGCUGGAGUUUCUAACUGAUAUUUAUGGAAAAGCAAUCUAUCUAGAAGUUAACCGGUAGACUGUUUGAUAAUGAAAGUAAUUUUAGUAGCAGUUCUGGUUAGCUGUCCACAUUGAUCCUGAGCUUAGAGAGAAUGUUACUGGAUGGAAGAUGCUUCUUAUUAACAGCAAAUCAAUGUGUGUGCAGUCUAAACUAAGCAGGAAUAAUUAUUGUGAAGUUUUGAACUGUGCUGAUCCUUGUUGAAUCAUGGAUCAGCAGAAAGGUUUAAAAAUAUUGUUCAGAUGUGUUAAAUUGGCUGAACAUUAAUGGACUAAUGCUUCCAGUCAGAAGCCAUGUUUCCAUACGGAACUACUCAGAGGGGAUCAACUUGACUCUGCGCAGUUUGAAGGUGUUUCAAUUAGUACCUGGUACCAGGUAGCAGGUACUUUUUUUUAGUACUCACUCAGCCGGGGUUCCAAGUGAUCCAAGGCGAUCUGAAAAUGUGAUGCAGAAGAACAGCAUGCCACUGAUUGGCCAGGGAGUGCCGUCACUGGCGGAGUCAUGAGAGCGACUCCUUCACCACAAUCAAGCGCGCCAUUUUUAAAACACCACAGCAAGAAAGUGGAGGCACAAAGCACCGGUUGAAUCCCCAGACCGACAGUUUGCAGCACUGGUUUUGCAACUUGAGAGCCAUCUGAAACACACACACACAGCAUACAUAUUAUAACCCUAUACUGCCGGGAGAUCACUGCUGAAGCACCUGAAAGAGAAACUGCACUUCACAACCAACAUAGGGUAUUACUAUGGGGUUAUUACAGUAAUUGUUGCUGUAAGUCCGCUAACGGCGGCACUUUUGAAGUACACUGAGUCAAUUAUGACAUGUUUGGGGGUUUAGGGUUAUACUUGAUGAUAACCUUCAUCCAUUAAAACAUUGUACGGGGACUUAUGCAUGAUGAUGAUGAUAUUAAACUGGCAUUAGCUGUGAGCUUGCCUCUAUCUCAUCUGUUGUUAUGAGUUGCUUCCAAAUUAUGUCAAGACACUACUGCCUGCGUUGCUAUAUCGACUAGGGAUGGCACGAUACCACUUUGUCCUAUACCGAUAUUUUAUAUUUGGAUAUCUGCUGAUACAGAUACAAAUCAAAUCUUUUUUUUUUUUUUUUUUUUGGUUUGGUCAACCGCAGACCCACAAGAAGAAGACGGAGAACUGUAAUGCAGCUAAUGUCAGUGAAACGCUAUUUAAUGGAUCGGAUUGUGUUUUUUUUAUUUCCAAUCAGUGAAUGCCUCAUGUGUGCUGGGCUGCACCUUCAUGGCUCCAUCUAGUGGACUGAUAGAAGUAGAGCAGCUGAUGGCAGCUUCCUCUGCCUCACUGCAGUCUGACUGCAUUCAGCUGACACUGAGAUGAAGCAGGAAAGAAGCAGCUGAUAUCUGGACACCUACAUGAUGAAAGGAGGAUUUCAGUUGAUGUGAGCAUGAAUGAUGUGUGUUUCCUCUGCAGGUGAAGGUAGAAAGUGUGUGUGAGCUGGUGUGAAUUCAGCAGCAUGGAUCAGUGUGAGGACAGAGAGGAGGGAGUCCCUCCCUCUAAAACCACUCUGUGUGGGGAACAUGAGAGCCAGACCAAAGCUCAGAGGAACCCACCUGGACCUGGACCUGAACCCAGCUGUGUGUCCUUAAAGAGUGACUGGUCCCAUUAUCGCCCCGUGAAUUUUAAAGGCCAGCAGCCCUCUGCUGCAGAGAGGUUCUAUGAAAGACCUUCUGAAACUGAACCCAGCUGUGUGUCCUUAGAGAGCGGCUGGUCCCAUGAUCGCCCCGUGAACUUUAAAGAACAGCAGCCCUCUGCUGCAGAGAGAGUGCACCAGCAAAGCUCAGAGGUUCCCAGUGGUCAGUCUACCCACACACAGCUGGACUCUAUAUUUAUGCUGCUGGAGGACAACAUCAUCACUUUUGUGAAGAACGAGCUGAAGAAGAUCCAGAAGAUCCUGAGUCCAGAUUACCCAGAAUGCUUAGAGAGUGAGGAUGAAGAGCAGGGGAAGAGCAGCAGAGAGGCAUUUGUGAAGAUCACACUUAAUUUUUUGAGGAGCAUGAAGCAGGAGGGGCUGGCUGACCAUCUGCAGAGCAGAACUCCCAUUGGAGCUUGUCAAUGUCAUCUAAAGUCUACUCUGAAGAAGAAGUUCCAGUGUGUGUUUGAGGGCAUCGCUAAAGCAGGAAACCCAACCCUCCUGAAUCAGAUCUACACAGAGCUCUACAUCACAGAGGGAGGGGCUGCAGAGGUCAAUGAGGAACAUGAGGUCAGACAGAUUGAAACAGCAUCCAGGAAACCAGACAGACCAGAAACAACAAUCAGACAAGAAGACAUCUUUAAAGGCUCACCUGGAAGAGAUGAACCAAUCAGAACAGUGCUGACAAAGGGAGUGGCUGGCAUUGGGAAAACAGUCCUAACACAGAAGUUCACUCUGGACUGGGCUGAAGACAAAGCCAACCAGGACAUCCAGUUCAUGUUUCCAUUGACUUUCAGAGAGCUGAAUGUGCUGAAAGAGGAAAAGUUCAGCUUGGUGGAACUUGUUCAUCACUUCUUCACUGAAACCAAAGAAGUAGGAAUCUGCAGCUUUGAACACUUCCAGGUUGUGUUCAUCUUUGAUGGUCUGGAUGAGUGUCGACUUCCUCUGGACUUCCACAACACUACAAUCCUGACUGACCCUAGAAAGUCCACCUCAGUGGAUGUGCUGCUGACAAACCUCAUCAGGGGGAACCUGCUUCCUUCUGCUUGCCUCUGGAUAACCACACGACCUGCAGCAGCCAAUCAGAUCCCUCCUGGGUUUGUUGACAUGGUGACAGAGAUCAGAGGGUUCACUGACCCACAGAAGGAGGAGUACUUCAGGAAGAGAUUCAGAGAUGAGGAACAGGCCAGCAGGAUCAUCUCCCACAUCAAGACAUCACGAAGCCUCCACAUCAUGUGCCACAUCCCAGUCUUCUGCUGGAUCACUGCUACAGUUCUGGAGGAUGUGCUGAAGACCAGAGAGGGAGGAGAGCUGCCCAAGACCCUGACUGAGAUGUACAUUCACUUCCUGGUGGUUCAGGCCAAAGUGAAGAAGGUCAAGUAUGAUGGAGGAGCUGAGACAGAUCCACACUGGAGUCCAGAGAGCAGGAAGAUGAUUGAGUCUCUGGGAAAACUGGCUUUGGAUCAGCUGCAGAAAGGAAACCUGAUCUUCUAUGAAUCAGACCUGACAGAGUGUGGCAUCGAUAUCAGAGCAGCCUCAGUGUACUCAGGUGUGUUCACACAGAUCUUUAAAGAGGAGAGAGGGCUGUACGAGGACAAGGUGUUCUGCUUCAUCCAUCUGAGUGUUCAGGAGUUUCUGGCUGCUCUUCAUGUCCAUCUGACCUUCAUCAACUCUGGACUCAAUCUGCUGGAAGAACAACAAACAACCUCCCAGACAGAGAAACAACUCUACCAGAGUGCUGUGAACAAGGCCUUACAGAGUCCAAAUGGACACCUGGACUUGUUCCUCCGCUUCCUCCUGGGUCUUUCACUGCAGACCAAUCAGAGUCUCCUACAAGGACUUCUGACAGUAGCUCAUAGUAGCUCACAGACCAAUCAGGAAACAGUGUCACAUAUUGAGAGGAAAAUCAAUGAGAAUCUGUCUGCAGAGAAAAGCAUCAACCUGUUCCACUGUCUGAAUGAACUGAAUGAUGGUUCUCUAGUGGAGAAAAUUCAACAGUCCCUGAGAUCAGGAAGUCUCUCCACAGAUAAACUGUCUCCUGCUCAGUGGUCAGCUCUGGUCUUCAUCUUACUGUCAUCAGAAAAAGAUCUGGAUGUGUUUGACCUGAAGAAAUACUCUGCUUCAGAGGAGGCUCUGCUGAGGCUGCUGCCAGUGGUCAAAGCCUCCAACAAAGCUCUAUUAUGUGGCUGUAAACUAUCAGAAAAAAGCUGUGAAGCUCUGUCCUCAGUUCUCAGAUAUGAGUCCUCUAGUCUGAGAGUUCUGGACCUGAGUAACAACAACCUGCAGGAUUCGGGACUGAAGCUUCUGUCUGCUGGUUUGCAGAAUCCACACUGUAAAGUUGAAACUCUCAGAGUAAGUGGCUGUAAUCUGUCAGAGAGAAGCUGUGAAGCACUGUCAUCAAUUUUUAGCUCCCAAUCUUCUAGUCUGAGAGAGCUGAACCUGAGUAACAACAACCUGCAUGAUUCAGGAGUGAGGUUUAUAUUUGGAGGACUGAAGAGUCCACACUGUACACUGGAAACUCUCAGAGUAAGUGGCUGUAAUCUGUCAGAGAAAAGCUGUAAAUCUCUGUCAACACUUCUUAGCUCCCAAUCCUCUAAUCUGAGAGAGCUGGACCUGAGUAACAACAACCUGCAUGAUUCAGGAGUGACGCUUAUAUUUGGAGGAGUGACGCAUCCACAGUGUACAUUGGAAACUCUCAGGUUGGAGCCUGCUGGAGUGCGAUGGCUGAGCCCAGGUCUGAGGAAGUAUUCCUGUCAACUCACAAUCAACACAAACACAGUACACACAAAGCUACAACUGUCUGACAACAACAGGAAGGUGACACGUGUGGAGGAGGUUCAGUCAUAUCCUGAUCAUCCAGACAGGUUUGACGAGCCUCAGCUGCUGUGUAGAGAAGGUCUGACUAGACGCUGUUACUGGGAGGUCGAGUGGAGCGGACUGGUUGAUAUAUCAGUGAGUUACAGAAGAAUCAGAAGGAAAGGAGGCAGUAAUGACUGUGUGUUUGGAUACAAUGAUAAGUCCUGGAGUCUGAGAUGUUCUGAUGAUGGUCCUCAUUCUGUCUAUCACAAUAAGAAAAAAACACCCAUCUCCUCCUCAUCCUCCUCCUCCUCCUCUGUCUCUAACAGAGUAGCAGUGUAUGUGGACUGUCCUGCUGGCACUCUGUCCUUCUACAGAGUCUCCUCUGACACUCUGAUCCAUCUCCACACCUUCAAGACCACAUUCACUGAACCUCUUUAUCCUGGGUUUUGGGUUGGUUCUGGUUCCUCAGUGUAUCUGUGUUGAGUUUAGUGUAAAGAGCGUCCUCCUGUUAGAGAAACACUCUGACUGUUGAACAGAUAGUUCAGUCUGUACAUGUCUGUCUCUUUCACUCACAAACACGUUUUCACAUUCAUGGAUUC